AUGCCAAUUCAGUGGCCUCCAUCCCUGGAUAAUGAAUAUGGGAUUGCCACCCUGUCUCUCGGUAACUGGAGAAGCCACCGGCUUGAACACCGUCUUGCAGCAGCCGCGAAAGCUGGUUAUCAAUGGAUCGACCUCUUUGAUGAGUGUUGGGCGGCAUAUCUGGAGGAACAUGGCCUUUCUGGGGAUAGAUUAUGGGAAGAAACUCCCGAAAACCUGCGGGUGGCUCGUACGUUAGGGAAUCUGGUCAAGUCCAUGGGCAUGCGCAUUGCCUGUACUCAACCCCUGCGCAAGAUUGAAGGAAUUAAAGACCCGGCUGAGCGCCAAAAUGCUCUCAAUCUCGUUGCGAAGCGGUUCCCGUUUAUGCGAGCCUUCGACACCGACCUUGUUUUUAUGUGUGCGAGUAUUCGCACCGAUAAGGGAGUGACGUCAGAUCUCAAGACCGUUGCAAAAGAUUUGGCUGAGCUUGGAGAUAUGGCAGCAGCCUAUGCCAAGGCAGACGGUGGGAAUAUGCUAAAGAUUGGCUAUGAAGGUCUAUCCUGGGCUACACGGAAUACAUGGUCAGCCUCAUGGGAAGUGGUGCGCUUUGCCAACCGCCCUAAUGUCGGCUUGAUUAUCGAUGCUUUCAAUAUCCUGGCGGUUGAGUUUGCGGACCCCUUUAAUCAUGCUGGGCAUGGUCGAAUCUACUCAACUCUCAACGAAUCAAUCAGCAUUCUCGCUGGAUCCCUGGCGUCCUUAGCGACAACAGUACCAGGUGAUCGAAUCUUCUUUUUCCAAUGUGGCGACGCGGAGCUGAUGAAUCCAACAACCUUUCAUCCACCGACUGACCCGGAGACACCUUUGCUUCUGCCAUGGUCUAGGGGGCACCGUCUCUACCCUCUUGAACAAGCAUACGGAGGUUAUAUGCCGGUCGAGUUAGUAGCUGCUGCAGUUCUUGCAACCGGCUACAAGGGACCAAUCUCUCUUGAGGUUUUCAAUAAGUCUUUAGAUCAACCAGGUGAUUAUGUACCUGCAGAUCAUGCUGCCCGCGGAAUUGACGGCAUCCAGAAAUUAAUUCAAGCCGCAAGGGCAUUGGCUGCUUUCUGGGGUGACCAGAAGGAUACUCAGAAAGCCAUCAAGCAGGUCGUCCAACGGUUACAGACCUCCUCUUCCCGAUUAUAA
This is a messenger RNA of Penicillium riverlandense, 1158 nucleotides long. Its product is annotated as sugar phosphate isomerase/epimerase family protein. The record is from RefSeq and is a predicted model, not a curated record. The transcript has a single exon. Lineage: Eukaryota; Fungi; Ascomycota; Eurotiomycetes; Eurotiales; Aspergillaceae. The coding region runs from base 1 to 1158 and encodes 385 amino acids.